GUCCUUGCGGGCUGUCCUCGCGCGGUGGGGCGCGCGCGAGAGGCCGGCGCGGGCGCAGUGCGAGCGCGCGCGCCGCCCGAGCGCGACAUGAACGUGUUCACGCAGACGCCGCGCGACGAGCCGCGCGCCACGCACUACAUCGAGAUCGUGGAGCCCGAGCCGGCGCACUGCCAGCCCUCCGCGCUGCCGCCGGAGGGACACGGCACGCUGCGCGGCUACCGGCUGCUCAACGACAACCUCUGCGCCUUCGCCCCCGGGGACAAGGACAAGCUAGCGCCGCGCUACGACGUGUGCUCAGCCAUCUCCCCGCCACGCUCCCGCAUCCUGGAGCUACUGCGCCCCGAGGAUCCCGGCCGAGAUGCUCUCGAGGCUAUUGUGCGGCCCAUUCCACGUCGUGGCCUCACCAGGCCGCUGGACGAGGAUACUCGGAGGUUCCUACAGCGAGCUCUGCAGUCGCCGAGCCCAUUGUUCACCGCGUCUACACCAGAACCACAUCACAGGCCACCAGAAUCUCCAGAAUCGGACAAAGAGCCAGAAACAGCGACAGUUGCUGAAGAAACUAGUCAGACACCAAAGAGCUCAGCGGCGGAGCGGUCGCUGGCGGACGAGCUGGCGGAGGCAGAGGAGGCGGAGCGCGAGGAAGGAGCGCGGCGCGAGCUGGUGCGGCGUGGCGGCGAGGUGCGCGCGGCGGCGGAGCGUGAGCGGCUGGCGCGGCUGGCGCUGGCGGUGGAGGAGGACGAGGCGGAGGAGUGCGCGCUGUCGGCCACGGCGCGCCGCCUGGACGCGCUGCUGGCGCAGUCGCGCGACCUGCACUGCGAGCUGGCCGACAUCCACGCCGACCUGCAGGCCUCAUCAGUGCGCGCGCGCCGAUGCACGGCGGCUGCGCGCGCGCUGGGGGCGGAGGCGCGGGCGCUCCGCUACCUCGACGAUGUGGUGGCGUUGUUGCGAGGAGACGUCGCCGCCGCAGCGAGGGCGAGGGCCUGGCCCUUCGCGAUUGGCCGACGGCAGCCAGAUAGGAAUUAUAUUAUAUGAUCUCAGAAUUGGAGAUAUCCCUGACUAUGGCCACUUCUCGAAUGUUCGACGCACCAAAGGCAUGGGGCACCAAAGGAUAAUAGAAUUGCAUGUUAUUUAGCUCUAAUGCCUAGGAAACGAUAGUUGCAUUGUUGCAAUUAAGACCUCACACUGCAAACUUUUAGUAGGCCGAUAGUUUGUUUGGGCUCAUAAAUGAGUAUGAAGAUGAAUGGUAGUACGUAAAUGUCGGAUGACUGUUUAGUCUGCAAUGUGAGGGUAAAUUAAGCUGUCAAGUUACAGGUGUUUAUUGAAGGUAAUAAGAAACUAUGCUUAACUAUUUGAGUUUGGUCAAGCAAGAUCUUAAGAGCAUUAACAUGACAAAAAGUAAGUUCUGUAAAGGUUAUUAUCAUGCAAUUUUCAUAUCAAAGUGACCAUGAUAUAAUAUAGAAAAUAUAAUAACCACUGAUUAUCUACAGUAUACAUCUGUAAGUUUGGACGUUGAUUAUAAUCUUAUCCAUUCCAAAAAGGUUUCAUAAACCUUCGAAACAGAAAGUACUUUUCAAAAGGUUUAUAAUUAUUAUUGAAAGAGAUAAUUUCGCUCUUAAUGCGAAAUUAGAUUAAAAAUUCUCUAUUUUAUACUACUCUUUAUUGACUUAAUCUUGUAGUUUCCUUAAUUGAUAUGAGUCAGAAAAAAAAUGAUAUCUUUAAAGUACAUUUUCUUUAAUGUCAAGCUGAAAUACAUGAGCGUUUUGUACUGUCUCUGUGUAUUAUGUGUUUUACACUUUAAUUAAGUUAUUCACAGAGAUCGUGCAUAUGUAUAUUUUGUACUUAACAGUUCAUUGAGAAAUACUGAUAUUGUUAGGUUAAAUAAUAAGAGAAUUAUACUCCGUUUGAGAGGGCACUUAACUAAAGGCAAACAAUAUUGAUAGGUCUUUUUACACAAAUACAUAUUAAACAAAUAAACUACUGCUGUAUAAUAAGUAUUCACUUGAAUAACUCAUUGUCAUUAUCGUAUUUACAUGAUUUUUUCUCCACAAUUUAUUCUUCAUAAAAAGUCCUAUCAAGAUUUUUAUCUCUAGUCAAGUGCCUACUUUAACGGAGUAUAGUGACUAUCUAUUUGUUUUUACCGCCUCAUAUUUAUUAUUUAAAAAAUAUUAUGAAUUGUAAAAUGUUAUUAUGAAUUGAUAAAAAGUGGAAUUUGCAAAGACUAUGGAAAUAUCAUACACAAUUGGUAAAUUAUUAUUAUGCAUGGAAUUCAAUAAUUAUAUUUCUGUUGAUAAGAUUAAUACCAUACCAAUUUUGUAAUGCAAUUUUAAGAAUAUUUUAUAUGAGUGACAUUUUCGUAAUAAUUAUAUUGUUUAGUUAUGUAACUUAGAUUGAACUUAGUAGUUAAUGUAAUACUCGUUUUUCGGAUCUCUUAGACUGAACUUGUUUGGUUAGUGAUUGAACUAAGUUAUGGAGUUAGCUUAGAAGGUAUUUAAUUAAUGGGUUUUAUACCAGUUACACUGUUUGUUAAUCUUAUUCAGCAGUGUCGUGCCCUUUCUUAUACGAUUAGAUGUUUCAGUCAAUUUAAUAAAUGUUAAGUUUGCGAUGUUCAUUUUAAUAAGCAAUUAUAAAAGUUUUUCAUCCGUCUUUUUGAACUGUUUAUUUUUUCUGAGUAAAAUAAGAGUAUACUUCGGAUUAAAUAAGUUUACCAGUCCCAAUUUUGCUACCAGAACUGUUGACUGUUCAUGGUAAAAAUGUAAUCUGAACAAAACACUUGUAUAUGACAGGCAUCAAAUAGCUAUCUUAGGAGUAGUAUAGUUAUUGGAACUAUACCUACUAGUCACGCGACUAAAAUGCAUCCUCAUUAGCCUAUUUCAUAAAUAAAGAGGUAAAAUGUCAAAUAAUUAGGAUUGUUUGUUUAAUUUUGUCACAACUAAAUAAACUGUGGAACAUC
Helicoverpa armigera (cotton bollworm) is the source of this 2950-nucleotide messenger RNA. RefSeq lists its product as uncharacterized. The transcript has 3 exons. Bases 88 to 1032 code for a protein of 314 amino acids. Lineage: Eukaryota; Metazoa; Arthropoda; Insecta; Lepidoptera; Noctuidae. The record is from RefSeq and is a predicted model, not a curated record.